AUGAUACCGGUGUUUAUCACGUUUCCGUUCCGCCGCCCCAAGGCUCCGGCUAUCGCUCCGCCGGGCCCCUCCGUCUUUGACACACUGGACAACGCGCCGUACCUACGACAUCUCGUCAAGGAAAUCGAAGUACUUCUGCCGAGCGACCCGUGCCAGUCACCAGAGUUGUGGAACUCCCCCUCACCAUAUGCCUUCUUGGCAGGCAAACUCAAACUUACUCCUCUGGGACGGUGCUCUCAGUUAUCGUUACCCGCGCUCACUACGUUGCGCUUCGUAGGCUUUUAUCAGGACGCCGCCACCCUCCAGAUGAUUGCCAACGGCGCGUCACUCGAUUUCUUCGGCGUCACUGCGACCUGGUUCCCCACUGUCACCACCCUCGAACUGCGCCAUAUCAUAUUCAACCAUUGCAACCAGUUUGCGUGGCUUGUCGCAAGCUUUGUCAACCUGCGCAACCUUGAAUGUAAACACAUCCACUGGGGACCAUUUGGCAACUUCGAUUUCUACGGCCGCCGCUUAGCCAUCGAGCCGUGUACUAUCUCCCGCCUGCGGCUGGAGGGGCUCAACGAGUAUGAGGAAACCUCGAGACUUUACCGGGACCGUGACGCAGGCCCCUUGCUUGCGGCGGUUGCGUCUUCCCUCGUGGACCUCACUAUCGACGCAGCCGAACUUCUCCGCCCCCCGUCCUCGAUUGCCAACGUUCUGGAGCCGCUGAAGUCCAUGCUCACCCUACGGGUGCAGUGGCUGCUCACAGGCAGUAGGACGGAAUCCGAGGAACGGAUUAAGACCUCCGCCCGCGCCCUCGUCCACGCAGGCCACCCGUACCUCGAGACGCUCGUCCUUCACGUGGAUACUCGUCUUUCAAGCAAUCCACACGAAGAGCUCGCUGCUCUCGGGGGCGAACUCGACGACGCCCUAGCCUCGGGUUCGAAGUUCCCCGUCUUGCAGGUGGUGGCUCUACACCUCGAAGUCGAGCCCUGUGAAUCCUCUACGCCCCAGCGGUUGGAGGACACGCUUCAAACGGCGUUUCCGAGAACGUGCUACGAUGCUGGUCUCAUGCGCCUUUGCGGGAGCUGGCAGUCCGAGCCUUGCCAUCAAUAA
Molecule: messenger RNA, 1098 nt
Organism: Trametes versicolor FP-101664 SS1
Lineage: Eukaryota; Fungi; Basidiomycota; Agaricomycetes; Polyporales; Polyporaceae
Exons: 4
Coding region: 1-1098 (365 amino acids)
Source: RefSeq, a predicted model, not a curated record